Spirodela intermedia is the source of this 138-nucleotide messenger RNA. Lineage: Eukaryota; Viridiplantae; Streptophyta; Magnoliopsida; Alismatales; Araceae. The record is from the annotation of a GenBank genome assembly.
AUGGACUGGAGGUGCCCUCGAGGCCCUACGCCACUGAGGAGCAGCAGCUGGGGGCUCCCCAGGGCGCCCGCCGACAGGAUCACCUCCCCGCCGGCGCGGGUUGUGGCGCGGUGCCUCAUGCCGAACUGGUCACGGUAG